Zymoseptoria tritici IPO323 is the source of this 1056-nucleotide messenger RNA. Its product is annotated as replication factor C subunit 4. Lineage: Eukaryota; Fungi; Ascomycota; Dothideomycetes; Mycosphaerellales; Mycosphaerellaceae. The transcript has 3 exons. The record is from RefSeq and is a predicted model, not a curated record. Gene Ontology annotation, molecular function: DNA binding; ATP binding; DNA clamp loader activity. Bases 1 to 1056 code for a protein of 351 amino acids. Gene Ontology annotation, biological process: DNA repair; DNA-templated DNA replication. Gene Ontology annotation, cellular component: nucleus; Elg1 RFC-like complex; Rad17 RFC-like complex.
AUGGCGAGAGCAGAGUCAUCAAAGGAUGCCGAGACCAACGGAGUCAAGGCGAACACGAGGGGUGCUCCUGCAAACUACGAGCUUCCUUGGGUCGAGAAGUACCGCCCGGUAUUCCUGGACGACAUCGUCGGCAACACCGAGACCAUCGAACGCCUGAAGAUCAUUGCAAAAGAUGGAAAUAUGCCUCAUGUCAUCAUCAGUGGCAUGCCUGGUAUUGGAAAGACGACCUCUGUCCUCUGUCUCGCGAGACAGCUACUGGGAGAUGCCUACAAAGAAGCAGUGCUGGAGCUGAACGCAUCCGACGAGCGUGGAAUCGACGUGGUGCGGAAUCGGAUCAAGGGUUUCGCACAGAAGAAAGUCACACUUCCAGCAGGACGACAAAAGAUUGUGAUCUUGGACGAGGCGGACAGCAUGACAUCUGGAGCACAACAAGCGUUGAGACGAACGAUGGAGAUCUACUCAGGCACAACAAGAUUCGCCUUUGCUUGCAAUCAGAGCAACAAGAUCAUUGAGCCGCUACAGUCGAGAUGUGCGAUCCUGCGGUAUGCUCGCCUGACGGAUGGACAAGUGGUGAAGCGGUUAUAUCAGAUCUGUCAGGCAGAAAAGGUGGAGUACAGUGACGAUGGAAUUGCUGCACUGGUCUUCAGUGCCGAGGGUGAUAUGAGACAAGCGAUCAACAAUUUGCAGAGUACGCAUGCAGGGUUUGGCUUCGUCAAUGGCGACAAUGUCUUCCGUGUGGUCGAUAGCCCGCAUCCUAUCAAGGUGCAGGCGAUGAUAAAGAACUGUCAGGAGCAAAAGAUUGAUGAUGCUCUGGACGGCUUGAAGGAGCUGUGGGAUCUCGGCUACUCGUCGCACGACAUUAUCAGUACCAUGUUCAAGGUCACCAAGACGAUUCCCUCGCUCUCAGAGCACACCAAGCUGGAGUUCAUCCGCGAAAUCGGCUUCACGCACAUGCGUAUAUUGGAGGGCAUGCAGACGUACUUGCAGCUCGCAGGGUGCGUGGCCAAGCUAUGCAAGCUGAACAUGAAGCCACAGCUGUUCGAUCUGCCAAAGUGA